CCCGCCAGAGCCUUCCUGACUUUUCUCGACCAUCCGGUCGGCUCCUUCCCGUCAAGCAUUCCUUUGCGUUUGAUACCUUAAGGCAUCCAAUGACCUGCUGAAUCAAACGAUCUUCUAGAUGGGAGACUCUCCCUAUAGGAGGAGUUGCAUCAAAUACCCAAACAAAUUCUAUCCUUAUUGCAUCGUUGUCCUGCUUGUCAUUGCCAUUGCCAUGGCUUGCUGGUCAUGUACUGUGAAAAGUACCGCAUCAUUGUUCCUCCGUUCCGCGCAGCCUCGGUAUCUUUUACCAAGGCGCUCAGCAACGGCCGGCUGUUCGGGUACAACGCUGUUUCUAUAAGGGGCGGAUCGUCAUCUCGGUCGAGCCUCGAUCAUGGAUGGCUUAUUAUCAACGUGACCGAUCCAACUCCAUCAUCGAUACACAGUUUAUUAUCCUAGAUCUACAACAAUCUCCUCAAUUUUUAAUAGUUUAUCACAACACACCAUCACCAUGGAUGUUCAGAAGCUUUUUGACGUCAAGGGCAAAGUCGUGCUGGUCACUGGUGGCGCCAAAGGAAUCGGUCGUAUGAUCUCAGAAGGCUUCGUAAAAAACGGUGCCACUGUCUAUAUCUCGUCGCGGGAUGCAAAGGCUUGCGAGGCAGCCGUGAACGAGCUCAACGCGCUCGGCACGGGCAAGGCAUAUGCUAUCCCUGCGAAUUUCUACCAAGAGGAGGAGUGCAAAAAGCUGGCUACCGAAAUUGCUAAGCGCGAAAGCAAGCUGCAUGUUCUCGUCAACAACUCUGGAUCCAACUGGGGCGCCCCGUACGAUGAAUAUCCAUCCUCUGCCUGGACGCGAGUACUCACGCUCAACCUUCAUCGGGUAUUCGACCUCACCAGACUUCUCACCCCCCUGCUGGAGAAGGCUGCCUCGUCUGGCGACCCGGCUCGCAUCAUCAACAUCGGUAGUGUUGAUGGUAUAAGGGUCCCUGCUCUUGAAACCUUUGCCUACAGUGCUAGCAAGGCCGGACUGCACCACCUGAGUCGUGUCUUGGCACACCACCUUGGAAGAAGGAAUAUCACCUCAAACGCCUUGGCGUGUGGUCCUUUCGAAAGUAAGAUGAUGGCUGCCACCUUGAAAGAGCACCGAGAGACCAUCGAGGCGAAUGUCCCAUUGGGUCGUAUUGGUACCCCUGAGGAUGUCGCGGGGGCUUGUUUGUUCUUGAGCAGCCGGGCUGGCUCGUAUGUGAAUGGAGCGACAAUCACUCUGGAUGGUGGUAGCGUAGUCGCUGCCAAGCUGUAAGCUGUAAGCCAAAUAGGAUGCGCCCUCCGAAUAAAGGGAUUAUGUGCAUGCAUGAACAAAAUCGAUCUAAAGCUGUUUAUAGAAGGUGUUACCUAGUCGAUUGUGAAUUCAACUUAGCACUCUUAACUUAAAGCAACGGUGGCUUGUCUG
This is a messenger RNA of Aspergillus sclerotioniger CBS 115572, 1426 nucleotides long. Its product is annotated as short chain dehydrogenase/reductase family. The record is from RefSeq and is a predicted model, not a curated record. The transcript has 4 exons. Gene Ontology annotation, molecular function: oxidoreductase activity. Bases 488 to 1276 code for a protein of 262 amino acids. NCBI's taxonomy places the organism in Eukaryota, Fungi, Ascomycota, Eurotiomycetes, Eurotiales, Aspergillaceae.